AUCGCAUUUGACCAGGACAUUUUGCACGAGCCUCAGCGACUCGAAUCAUAUCUCAGCUCGUGGCAGAUAAGAGUACCAAGCGACAAAACCCACCUGAAGUAUACGCGCAAGGCCCCAGCAAUACACUCAAGCUAGAACCACUAACUUACCACGGAGGUCGACACACCGCCCGUAUUUCUGCCUGAACCAUCAGGCCUCUAAAGCUACUACCACCUUAACGUUACCAGACCAUCGCCGCGCCUGCAGCGCCAGCCAGCCCAGCCCGCAAUCCCGCGCGCAUCUCCGAAUAUUUGUUCCCUCAAUGCAACCACCACCACUACCACCAUCGCCUUCAUUACCACCUCCUCAACCUUCAUCACACAGCUCGCAUAUACACACCCACGAAUCACAAUGGCCCUAGUCGCCUACUCCGACUCGGAAGCCUCCGACUCCGAACCCGAAACCACCACCACCACCACCACCACCACCACGACGAAGAAACCCACAUCCACCGCACCAGCACCAGCACUACCCUCCACAAUCACCACCACAACAACAACCUCAUCAACAACACCAAAACCCUUCCAAAUCGACCGCAGCAACCCCCGCAAAAUCCGCGUCGCCCUCCCGGACCUCAAACCCGACACCAGCACCAACGAAGACACCGACGGACCCGCGCGCAAAAAGCCCCGAAUUGGCGGCGGUGGCGGCGGCGCAUUCGCGGGAUUCAAUGCGCUCCUCCCCGCUCCCAAGAAACCCGCAGUUACUCCUAAACCGUCUGCGACCGGAUCCACGAGGAAGGUAUUCAGUCUGAAGACGGGGGCGACGCCGGGGUUCGAUCGGCAGGCGGACGCGGAGAUGCGAAGUGAGAUGGCUUUUGGGCGGUUGGGCGAGGAUGAGACAAUUCCGAAGGCGGGGAGUUUGCGGGGGGAUAACGAUGAUAUUCUUGGGGAAGGGGAAGGGGGGCAAGGGAAGAACGAGGGUUCGAAGGCGAAUAUGGAUACGAAGCCACCGCCGGAGGUCAAGUUGAAGGGGAAUCCGAUGAUGUUUAAGCCGUUGUCGGUUGGGCGGGGGACGCAGGGGAAAGGGAAGCGGAAGGCUGGACCUAUUGCUGUAACCGGAAGUGGUGGUGCUUCGGGGCCGUUGAAGAAGGAUCUAGGGGGUGGUUCGUCUGCUGGUGCUGCUGCUGGUGUUGCACCACCUGUAGCGGCGGCUGCGCCAGCGCCAGCACCAGCACCACCCAAACCAAAGAUCAGUCUGUUCUCACUCUCCUCGUCGACAGAGGAGACCGUCACCGCGCCAGCACCAGCACCAGCAGCCUACGAACCCCUAGUCUACACCAGCACCCAAGAAGCCACGGCGCCCGCCGGCCCCGAACCCCCCGCUGCCGCUCCCGAACUCGCACACCCCUCCUACCCACCAACUUCAACCACAACAGGAAACACCACCCUCAGCGCCAUCGCAGAUGACCUCAACCUCACUCGCGCCCAAAGGCGCCAGCUCUUCGGACGGUCCGCCGACCCCUCCGGGCCAGCCGCAACCGCAGCAGCCCCGCGGGUCCUCCACUUCAACACCGACCGGGAGUACGCCGCCAACCAGCAGAUGGCCCACGAGGACCUCGCGGCCGCGCAGCAUAACCCUGUCCGGGCGAUCGCGCCGGGCAAGCAUACGCUGCAGCAGCUGGUCAGUGCGGCGAGCACGCAGCGGGAGGCGCUGGAGGAGAGUUUCGCGACGGGGCGGAGGAACAAGAAGGAAGCCGGGUCGAAGUAUGGCUGGUAGAAGAUUAUCUAUCUUGCUGGUGGGCUGGGUUGGGUGGUGAUUGAGGGAUUUCUUUGGCUGUUGGCCGCCGAGGGCCAAGGGUCAAGGGGGAAGUGGGAAGUGGGAGGUUGGAGGUGAAGUCUGAUGCUGACGUCCAGGCUGUGUAUGUAGUUACCAUUUGAUUGGUUUUUUUUUCCGAUGGAUAGGGAUGGACUGCCUUGUAAAUUUAAUAAGAUACGGCAAACGUAAUCUACGUGGGAGAAUCUGC
Molecule: messenger RNA, 2005 nt
Organism: Aspergillus aculeatus ATCC 16872
Lineage: Eukaryota; Fungi; Ascomycota; Eurotiomycetes; Eurotiales; Aspergillaceae
Product: PRCC domain-containing protein
Exons: 1
Coding region: 391-1758 (455 amino acids)
Cellular component (GO): nucleus
Source: RefSeq, a predicted model, not a curated record